AUGUGCUGAAAAGAAUGCUUCAAGUUAGCAACCUGAGCCCACUUCUUACAGUGGAACAGCUGAGACAGCUUUUUAGUUUUUGUGGCAUUGUCGUCGAAUGUAGCAUCACUGAGUCGAAGCACUUUGCUUACGUAGAAUACUCAAAGCCGGAAGAAGCAACUGCUGCUCUUGCGUUGAACAGUUGUGAUGUUGGGGGCUGUCCUUUGAAUGUUGAGAUGGCAAAAGCCCUUCCUCCAAAACCUUCCAAUUUCGGUUCUAACUUGAACCAGUCUUCUUUGACUGCGAUGAUGCAGCAGACAGUUGCUCUGCAGCAGAUGCAAUUUCAGCAGUCUCUUCUUGUGCAACAAGCAGCAAUAAAUUCACAGCAGGCUGCCAAUCGAGCUGCAAUGAAGUCUGCAACUGAAAUUGCAGCAGCCAGAGCCGCAGAGAUAAGCAAGAAGUUGAAAGCCGAUGGUCCAGGCAUAGAAGAGAAGGAUACUAAACGAAAAUCCAGCAGGUCACCGUCCAGUUCUCGUCCAAGAUCGAAGUCCAGGUCAAGAUCACCCAUCAAAUACCGAUGCAGCCGAAAGUCCCGUUCCCCCUCUCCUCUGACCCACCAUUCAAGGGGUCGUAGAUCCAGAUCGCCCUUCAGAUCUCGACAUCGCACCAACUACAGUAGUGAGUGGAGGUCACUUAGAGAUAGCAGGGAUGUCAGAUCUGGAACAUGGGAAAGAGACAGAUUACAUGAUCGCUAUUCCUCUGUUUCAAGGAGGAACAGGAGUAGGAGUGUUAGUCCUCGAACAAGAAAAUCGUCUCGGGCUGGUUCAGUCUCUCCAAAGCGUCAUCAAGAAAGUUUAAGCCCCAGAGCGAGGAAAUCAUCUCGUGCUAGAUCAAGGUCACCAAGGCAUCACAGAGGAAGUCAGUCAUCCCCAAGACACAGCAAUGAAAACACCUCAAACCAAAGAAGACGCUCAAGAUCUAAAUCUCCUGGGGGCAGGUCCCAUGCGGAUGAUAGGAAAGAUAGUAGCAGAUAUGAGAAGUUGAAGCUUGAUGGAAAAAAGACAGAGAAAACCAAGGAUGCUAUGAAGGAAUCUGAUCUGAUAGUGAAGGAUUCAAGGGAGAUGAUGGGAGUUGGAACCUUAGAUUCAUCAGCACCAACUCAUGAAAACUCCUUGUUAUUGGAGGAUGGAGCUUUAAUAGAAGGAAGAGAUGGAAGUACACGUAAGAAGUCUAGGCAUGAUGAUAAACAUUCUGGGAAACCUGAGGCUGCAAUAAAGGAUCAGGAUUUUGAUGAGAACAGUUUGAUGGAUUUGAAUAAAGAUAAGAGCUCUGCAAGGUAUCCGGUUUUAAAAUCACAUGAGAAGAGUUCAACAUUUGUGGAUGAUAAGGCUCAUUCAAGUAUCAAGGAGUCGAGCAGAAAUGAAAAAUCAACUUCUGCACAAAGAAAGCAUAUAACCAACACAUCAAGGAAGGAGCGUGGUUCUUCUGACAGGGAAAGAACCCAUGCCCAUGGUGAGGAUUUGAGCAGGCAUGGAAAAUCAAAUUCAGCAUCUAGAAGACGUGAGAAAGAUGAUCCAGUUAGAAGGGAAAAAGAUUCUUCCCAUGAUGAUUCGAUAUGUACAAAGGAAGAUAGAAGAGCCAUGGAUUCUUGGAAGUCCAAAUACCACAAGCAUAGUUCAAGGCAUUCAGGGGAUAGUUCCUCUAGAGGUAUAAAGGAUCGACACAAAUCAGACAAAUCAAAGCUGCAGGAUCCUAAACUUGAGAGAUCUGCUUCUAAAAUGAAGGGAAUUACAUCGGUUAAUUUUGAUUUGUCUGAUGCUGCUAGUUCCCCUGAGCUGAAGACUCAUAUGUGUUUACCUGCGGUUAAAGAUGGAGCUUCUAGGGAUCCAGAAGAUCUUAGGAGGCAUGAUGAGUUGAUUAUGGAAGACAAGAAUUUGGAAAGAAAAUUUUUCAUCCCCCAUGAAGAAGGUUGUAUAGAUGGAAGUUUUGGGGAAAGAGGGGAAGAUGUUAAUGAUGCAUCUUGUUCUAAGUUCAAGACCCACACCGGAAGUCCAACAGGUGGUAUAGCUUAUAUGAACACAGGAGAUUUAAACAUGCUUGAACAGUUUAAGUUGGAGCAUGGAAAACUGAAUGAACAUAGUUCCCUAAAUGAUCAUGAUUUUACUGAUUCUGAAGUCACUGACUUGGUAGGUGAUGAGAAGCCUCACAAAAUAGAUUGCAUAUCGAAUGAACAAGAGUAUGCUGAUAAUGGGAUGAUUCCACUGUCUUCCAAGCAGGAGACUAGGAAGAGAAGAACAUUGGCACCAGAUGAACACACUAAUGAUGCAGCGAAUCUGAGGAAGGAUGAAAAGUCAAUGAUGGACUGUGAUGUGCACGAUAUAAUCGAGGACAGAGAAAGUACUGGUGAAGUGUCAUCUGAAGUCAAUUACAAUACAGAACCUGUUUAUUUCUUACCUAUCACCAAGGGACAAGAAUAUCUGCCAGAAGGUUCAGUGGAAGACUAUGAGACGUAUGGGGGCGUGGAUGGUAAAGGGGGACUUGCAAAGACAACCUCAGAGGAUGGAGAUAUUGGCAGGAACAACCACCAAGAUUACACUGGUGAUGAUUAAACAGAUCCAAUGGAUGCUGAGAAGCUGCAGAUUUCCUGUGUUGAAGAAUCAAAAGAGAAGUUCAACAUCUAAGGUUGAUAGGAUUAAUAGGGUUUUGUUGGAGUUCAGAAUUUGCAAGGCAAGCGAAAUUCUAACUGGACCGGUAUCAAUCUUUGAUUCUAGUGUUUCUUCUGCAGGAGAUGAAGUGUGGCGUUUAAGAUGGAUGCUUUAGUCGGCACUGAAGAGCACAUCAAGAUUCUUCAAGAAACACGUGACCUACUCUUGAGUUCUGGAGGAAUGGCCUUAUCCUUCCAGGAACAAGAGCAUUCUAUGGAUAAUUUUACCUUUCUGUACUAAGAAUUUGGUGUGACUUUUUGACUUUUCAUAAACAUUCUUGUGCAUCUUUUGCAGGUCUGAGGAAACUGCACGGAAGAGAGUGUAGGAGCAGACCUUGGUUUGGUCAAAGUGAUUCCAAGGAGUGCACUAUAUUCCAUGCAUCCAGGAUCUAUUGUGCAAUGUUUGUGACAAACUUAUUUUUCUGCUUAAUGUAUGUUGAAUUAUUAUCUCUAUCAUUAGGUAGUGGAGUUUUUAUCCAAGGGCUUACCUAAUUGAAAGGCUCUGGUUAAUCUCAGUUGAUGUAAAUCCCAUUAUGUUGGCUAGGAUUUACAUUUCAAUCGAUGCAGGAGCUGUCUGAUAUUAAUGAUUUUCGGUGGGAAGAUAUUGGUGGUUGAUGUUUGAGAAGGUGAACCUGCAGUGUAGGUUUGUUUUCCAGAAUGCAUUGCCAUAGUCGUUGGUUUACAUGAUAUGGCUUUUCUACUUUAUACUGUUGGUUUCUGUGUC
This is a messenger RNA of Macadamia integrifolia, 3407 nucleotides long. RefSeq names its product splicing regulatory glutamine/lysine-rich protein 1-like. Gene Ontology annotation, molecular function: RNA binding. The record is from RefSeq and is a predicted model, not a curated record. Lineage: Eukaryota; Viridiplantae; Streptophyta; Magnoliopsida; Proteales; Proteaceae.